Messenger RNA from Phyllostomus hastatus (greater spear-nosed bat), 4434 nucleotides. It is a transcript of the gene LAX1, whose product is annotated as lymphocyte transmembrane adaptor 1. Bases 339 to 1541 code for a protein of 400 amino acids. The record is from RefSeq and is a predicted model, not a curated record. Gene Ontology annotation, cellular component: plasma membrane. The transcript is spliced from 6 exons. Lineage: Eukaryota; Metazoa; Chordata; Mammalia; Chiroptera; Phyllostomidae. Gene Ontology annotation, biological process: antigen receptor-mediated signaling pathway; immune response; negative regulation of T cell activation.
CCAGUCCUGUGUCCUGUGUAUCAUCUUUCAACUUGCUGGUUUACAACGGUCCCCUCUGGGUGUCAGUAGCUCAGGACAGGCCUGGGGAGCCUCUCUUCCAAUAGUCCCAGCCACAAACUGGACCCAUGGAUCUUUUUCCCGUGAGGAGUCCUCAUUCUUACUAAGCCCUGAUCCAAAGGAAAAGUGAACAGAGACCCAGAUUUCAGCUCUAGAACCAGCUGCCUCUGCUUUUUGCCAGCAGCUUAGGAAAAUCCAGAAGAAGUGGCAGCCAUGCUGGCUAGCUGACGGUGAUUAGAGGCUUACGAGGAGAGGCCAAAGCCCAAGAAGUUCCUGUGUCAAUGGAUGUCAUUACCCCAACUCUUUCUCAAAUCAGAGGGAGGACUUCGGAGCCUGGCACUCUGCAGGUAACUCCCGGCAGGCUGGACAGAGAUAAAGACCAGAGCAGCAGCAUCAUUUCUGGGUUUGCGGGGCUCCUCACCAUCCUCCUAGUCAUCGCAGUUCUCUGCAUCCUGUGGAACUGGAAUAAACGGAAGAAGCGGCGAGAUCCUAACCUGCGAGUUACCAACAUGUUCUUGCUGACUCUGCUUCGAUCCAGACGACGAGCCAAAAAUAUUUAUGACCUCUUGCCCCGGACUCAAGAAGAACUAGGGAGACAUCAGUCAAGGAGUAUCCGUAUUUUCAGUAUUGAGAGCCUCCGCUCCAGAAACUCUGACAGCCCUCAUUCUGGGCAUGUGCCCUCUCAAGCAGGCAAUGUCUUCCAGGAGCACAGAGCCCAGACUCACACUGUGCGAAUCUAUGACAAUGCCAGCUGGCCCCAGAUGUGUGGGAACCUCACUCCCUCAGCACACUACGUCAACAUCAGAGCACCUGGAGACCACCCAAGCAUCUCUUCAGAGGACUCAAGAGAUUAUGUCAAUGUCCCCACAGCAGAAGAGAUUGCUGAAACUCUAGCUUCUCCCAACAACCCCCCUGGGAACCUCUUUAUCCUUCCAGUUGCCCCAGAGCUGGAACUUACUGAGGAAGGAGACAAGGGCUGUGCCAAUGUCAGUGACAGCACUAGUUUUUGGUCUCUGGGAACUGAGAAUAAUGAUCCACUCAGUGAUGAGGAAGGUUCUUCUCAGACCUCAAAUGACUAUGUCAACAUGGCAGAGUUGGAUCUUAGGGCCAUCCAGAGGAAGCAGCCCCAGGUGUCUUUUCAGUACUGCAGAGAUUAUGAAAAUGUCCCACCACCAGAUCCCAAUGGAAGCCAGUGUCAGGAAGAAGAAGUGACAACCUCAAACACAAACCAUGAAGAGGGCAGGACAGACGAUGAAGGGACCCACAUCCAAUUUGUCAUGCAAUCAAGGAGGUUCCUGGAUUUAGGGGAUUAUGUGAUUUAUCAGCCAUCUGCACAGACUGAGGACAGUCAGGUGAAACAUGAAGAAGAGGUGUCAGAUGAGGACUCUAAUGACUACGACACUGUGCUUGUUGUCAAGUCGGGAGGCGGGGACUCUGGGGAAGAACCAGACACACAGACACAUGGCUCCUUCCUGAUUAAUUAAGACCCACCCACCCAUCCAGCUGGAAAGCCACACAUAGUCUAGCCUGAGGGAUGAGGGGAAGACCCUUGACCAUCCUCGUUUCCGUGGAUUCAUUUGGUUAGGCUAAAAAGAGGCUGAGAAGGAGUAGGGAGUUAAGUGGCUCACAAAAGCAGAGGUUUGGGAAAGCCACAAAAAAAUUCUUUUCAAAUAGGGUACCAUUAUCUCUCAUACCAACCUAAGAAUGUUUCCUAAAACUGCUUUUUAUGACUAUUAACAGAUGAGAAAGAAAGAGAGAACUUGAGUGCACAGUGGAAAUAUAAAGUAGUCUAAAAUUAUUAUCUUCACUAAUACUAGCAGGCUUCAAAGCAAAAAUUCAGAUUAUUUUGUAAUCCAGGCAGAGGCCAAUAGGAAGAGAGAAGUCAGAGUAGGGGAGGGGGCCAGUUUCCACUUUAAAAUGAGGAUGGACAACUAAAGCUGGAGAUGUGGAACAAUAGGAACUCUCACUCACUGCUGAUGGGAUUGCAAAGCAUGAGAUUCAGUUUGGAAAACUAUUUGGCAAUUUCUCUAAAUAUACACUUAUAUUACAUAGCCAUUUCACUAUUAGGUAUUUACACAAGUGAAUUGAAAACUUGUCUUCACACACACAAACCAUACAAGACUAUUUAUAGUAGCUUUAUUCACAUUUGUCAAAACCUAAAAAUAACUCAGAUGUCUUUCAACAAGUGAAUGGGUAAACUGCAGUAUAUUUAUACAAUGACUAUCUAUACCCAACAGUAAAAAAGAAAUGAACUGUCGAUUCAUGCAACAACAUGGACAAAUCUUAAAUGCAUUUUUCUAAGUGAAAGAAGCUAGACCUAAACCUCUACCUACUGUAUGACUCCAUUUAUAUGACAUCUGGAAAAGGCAAAGCUAUAGGGACAAAGAACAGAUUAAUGGUUGGCAAGUCUGAGGAAAGGGGACAGGGAGUUCACUACCAAGAAAUGUUUGGGGUAAUGGAGCUGUUCUGUAUGGUACUGUGAUGGUGCACACAUACUCUAUGCAUAUGUCAAAAUGUAAAAAAAAAAAACUGUAUAGCAUACAGAGUACUUUUAUUACAUGCAAAUUAAAAAUAUUAACCAGGCUGUCAGGGGAACACAUGCUGAAAUGCAUAUUGUGAUACAUGGGUCUAACUGUCUUACAACUAUAUGACAUAACUUCAGUGAAGAGAAAGAGCUGCCCUAAUUAACUUUGGAAAAUAAUGUUUUUACUUGCAACUAAGAUGAAGACACAAAGAACUCUAGGAAAACACUGCACUCUAGUUGGUAAAUUUGUAUUUCACAGGAGUGUAGGUUAGCUAUUCUGAAACUACUUGAAGUGUAUACUAAAGUUAAACAAGUAAGUAAAUAAGUAUAUUACAGAUGAGGAGCCACAGGUUUCUUACUGUCAGAGAAAGAAGUAACAAAUAAGCAAGUAGCAAAGGCUCCAGUUAACUUUGUGGUGCUGGAUUAAAGUUGGCAGUACAGUUUGAACUCAUAUUCAUAUAUAUAUGAAUAGAUACAAAAAUCAAUAUAGAUGUGUAUAUACAUAGGUGAAUAUUCAUACAUUUCUUAGCUUUGCCACUAGAGGGCAUAGAUGGUAUGACUCCCCAAUAGCAAUGAACACACUUAGCGCUCAGAACUUGGCUUCUAAAUAUCAUCCUCCAGUAAACGGAACCAGAGCUCCUUGGAGAAAGGACUAUUUCUAGGGCUGGGGCAAAGAAAACUAAAGGAGAGUGGUAAGAAAAGAUGAGAGCAUGUUCAAAGGAGCUAACUGAAAGAGCUCCCUAAUGCAAAGCUAGAACAGUUUGAGAAAUAAAAAUAAGUAAUUAUAAAAUAAAUUUAUAACCCAAAGAAUAAAAGAAAUAUCCAUAAUUGAUAUCCAUACCAAUAGUCAAAUAGACAAAGUGAGAAAAAAGGAUCAGUCUUCCUUACAGAUAAAUCACAAACAAUAAAUGCAGAAGAAAUGAAUGAAAAAGAAAACCACCAUCAAGACCACAAAAUAAUUGCUGUGGGUAAGUCUGGAUGAAUGUUAAAAUUAGUGGGUGACACUUUAGGGAGAAAUAAGAUAGUUUCAUAUCCUCAAAGACUCUUCCCCAAAAUACUGACUACUGUAAUGAUUUUAACACACAUGUCCACAAAUUAUUUGAUACUCCCCCUGGAACUUAAUUCCCCUCUCUUUCAGUGUGGGCUGGAUCUAGUGACUAUUUUCUAACAAACAGAAUCUAAAAUGGGGGGGAAAAGUAAAUUGAGAGUGGAGAAACUUGGCAGACACCAUCUAGACCACAUGAUCAAGGAUAACUCACUGGUAAUAAGUCAUUUUGCUAUAUGAUUGAGGAAAAGGAUACUUCAUCUCUAUGGUAUUUUCUAAAAUCUAAAAUCCAUUCUUAUCAUGAGAAAAAAAACAGAAAACCCAAAUUGUAUAACAUCCUACAAAUACCAGAGCAGAGCUCUUAAAGGUGCCAUGAAACACAAAACAGUUGAGAAACUGUCAGAUGGAGGAUGCUGAUGAGAAAGGAUACCUGAUGAGGAUACCUGAUGAGAAAGUAGAGCAUGGCACCUGGAUUUACAUCCUGGGGCAGAAAAAGAAUAUUAGCAGGAAAAAAAUUAUGAAAUUCCAAAAAAGCUAUAUCUUAGUUACCAGUAGUAUAUUAAUGUGAGUUUUUUUAAUUUUGAGGAAUAUGCCAUGGUAUGGAAGAUGUUAACAUUGGGGGAAGGGGGGGAAGGGUAUACAGGAACUCUACUGUCUUUGCAACUCUUCUAUAAAUGAUUUCUAAAUAAUAAUUUUAAAGCAUGGAUAAAACUGGGAGUAAAGGCAAAAGGAUCAUCCCACUUAAAUAAGUGUGCCUUUGUUUCUUAUUUGGCAAAAUGGCUGUAAUAUAAAGCACAUGCUGGUGUAA